AAGUGGCCGAGUUUGGGUGGCUGUGGGAGGCCAGUGCCCACCUGUUCACACGUCAUCUGCUGGGGAUACUUGGGGACAUCCACGACCUCCUCUUGAGUCCCUAUGGUGGCCGUGGUGGCCCUGGUGGCCCCAGUAGCCGCAUGGUGGCCAAGCGGUGCCAAAAAGCCAUUGAGGACAUUCCAAGGCUGCUGCAGGGACAGUGAUGUCACCGCUGGGAUGUCAUAGGGGCAGUGACGUCACUGGGGAGACUUGUGGACACUUGAGUGUCACCAGUGCCUCAUGUCACCAAGAACCCCUUGUGUGCCACCAGCUCCUCGUGUCACCGGGGCCUCGUACAAGAGAAAUUGGGGGGGGUCGUUGUGCCACCAAGAGCCCCCCGAGUGUCACCAGGACUGGCCCAGCCCCUGUGUGCGGGUCCCUGGUGUUACCGGGGUCUCUCUCUGUGUCACACACUGCCCUUGGGCACCCACCGGGGCUCUCGAGCACCGGGACCCCUCCCGGGCACUGGGACCCCCAAAUUUCACUGUCCUUGUGCACGGAGACCCCCUUCAGGACCCCCCCUCAGGCAUCAGGACCCUCAAGUUUCCUCUCCCCUCUCCUUGGUCACCAGCACCACCAGACACCCCCCCGAAAUCACCAAGCACCGGGACCCCCCCUGCAUUGACCCCCCUCACCACGCACCAGGACAGGGACUGGGCCCCCCCUUGUGCACCAACUCCCCCCGAGCACUGGGCCCGGACCCCCCUUUGUGCCCCCCACCCAUCACGGGGGUCCCGCCCCCUCCCCUUUGACCCCCCCGGAGCCACAGGACACCCCUGGAACAGCGCCCGGGACUGGGGGGGGCCCCGAGCGCUGGGGGGGCACAGGGGGGUCGCCAGCACCGGGGGGGACCCUUUGGGCUCAGUCCUGUUCCCCCCCCAGUGUCACCAGGGACACCGCCGCCCCCCGCUUCACCAACCCCCCAAAGCGCUGGGACCGCCAGGACCCCCCACUCACCACCCCCCCAAUCACCAGGACCCCCCAAUCCAUGAGACCCCCCCACACUCACCAGGCCCCCCCCCCACUCACCACGCUCCCCCCUCGGCACCCCCGGGCCCCCCCCCAUUGUUUGAAACCCCCCAAAACGCCCCCAGCCCUUCUCCCCUCAGCCCCCCCACCCCGAGCCCGUGGCCGGCGUUGGGGCCGAAUUGGCUCCACCCCCCGGGCCGGGCUGGCUCCACCCCCCGGGCCGGAUUGACUCCACCCCCGGCCCGGGCUGGCUCCACCCCCCGGGCCGGAUUGGCUCCACCCCCCGGAACCCUCCCGGGGCCUUUCAACAAACGCCGAUCAAUCUUUAGCCACGCCCACAGAGGGGCGGUGCCCCGCGGGGCGGCCAAUGGGCAAUGGCAGAGAGGGGAGGGGGCGGGAAUUGGAAAGGGUUAGGAAUGGGAGCAUGGGAGAGACUUUCCACUGCCCCGACCAGUAUAGACCAGUCCAGACCAGUUCAGACCAGUAUGGACCAGUGUAGAGCAGCAUGGGCAGCAGGGGAUGCAGGGAACCAGUACAGACCAGUUCAGACCAGUAUGGAGCCCGACCGACCAGUAGAGACCUUUCACUGCCCUGGGAUGGGGACACUGGGAUGGAACUGGUGACACUGGGACAGGGUGGGGGACACUGGGGUGAAACUGGUGACACUGGGAUUGAACUGGGGACAAUGGGCUGGUGACAAUGGAGUCGGGACACUGGAGUGAAACUGGUGACACUGGGGUAGUGACACUGGUAUGGGGAAAAUGGGGUGGUGGCACUCAGGUGGUGACAGUGGGACAGAACUCAUGGCACUGGGUUGGUGACACUGGGAUGGAACUGGUCACAUUGGGCUGGUGGCACUGGGGCAGCCCUGGGGACACUAGGGUUGUGACAGUAGGAUAGAACUGGUGGCACUGGGCUGGAAUUGGGGACAGUGGGAGGGCACUGGUGACACUGGGACGGGGAUAGUGGGACAGGACUGGGGACACCGGGAGGAGACACGGGGAUGGGGACAUCAGGAAGGGACAGGGGACACUGUGGGGAAUACUGGGACAGGGUGGGUGAGACUGGGGUGAAACUGGGUACAUUGGGCUGGUGCCAUGGGUGGCACUGGCAUGGUGACAUAGGUAUGGGGACAAUGGGGUGGUGGCACUGGGACAGGACUUAGGACACUGGGCUGGGACUGGGUUGGUGACAUUGGGCUGGUGGCAUUGGGUUGGUGACACCGGGAUGGAACUGGUGGCACUGCUGUAUCCCCGGUGCCACCUGUCCGGUGUCCCCGUGUCCCCGCAGUGUCCUCGGCUGGGCCCGCACCGCCCUGGCGCUGGGGGGCGGGGCCGGGCCGGUGACAUCGACUCUUCCUGGUUCCUCUCUCCGGCCGCGCCGCGUUCCGGAGUGUCCCCAACUGUCACCGGGGCGUGUUCGGCCCCAGAGCGUCCCCAAGGUGUCCCCGCCGUGUCACCAGCGGCCAUGGAGCCCCGCAAGCUGCUGGAGCCACUGGUGGCUGUGGUGGCCACCUUGGGCGAGGUGGUGGCCACCGUGACCGGGCCACACAGGGGCUUGCGGCGGGGCGUGUCCCCAAAGUCCCUGCACACAGCCCUGAGGAGCUUCACCUGGCACCUCCGGGCCACCCUGGGCCACCGCUGUGUCCCCUCCCUGGUCCAGGCCCUGGCCUCCCUUGGGGCCACCCCGGGGGCCACCUGGGCCGAUGUGAGAGCUGCUGCCAGCACCUGUCGGGAGUCGGUGGCCACACUCGAGCACAGCUGGAUCGAGCUGACCAAGGAGGCCACCGGGCUCCACUACGCCUGUAAGGACGUGGCCAUCGCCACAGGCAGUGCCCGGGCCGGGGACCUGUGGGAUAAGGCCACCUGCUGGGGGACAGCUGGGGACAACCUGGUGGCCACGGCCCGGCAGCUGCCGGUGGCCCUGGACAGGGAGGAGGUGGCCUUGGCAGGGGCCACGCACGAGGCCUGGGUGGCGGCAGCCACCAACGAGGCUGUGGGAGAGGCCAUGAUGGCUACCAGCUGGGCAAGAGUGGCCACCAGGAGGGGACAGUGGGCAGGGGCGGCCCUGGGGCCGCUGAAGCGCUUGGUGGCCGCGUGUGACGAAGCCACCGAGUUCACCUGGGAGCUGCAGUGGCGGCUCAGGGACAUCGAGGCCGACCUGGAGGGGACAGAGGAGGCAUCCCCUGAUGUCGCUGAGGACUUAGUGGCCGAAGUGGCCGAGUUUGAACAGCUGUGGGAAGCCAGCGCCCGCCUGUUCACGCAUCACCUGCUGGGGACACUUGGGGACAUCCACGACCUCCUCUUGAGUCCCUAUGGUGGCCGUGGUGGCCCUGAUGGCCCCAGUAGCCGCGCGGUGGCCGAGCGGUGCCAAAAAGCCAUCGAGGACAUCCCGAGGCUGCUGCAGGGACAGUGAUGUCACCGCUGGGAUGUCAUCGGGGCAGCGACGUCACCGGGGUGACUUGUGGGCACUCAGGUGUCACUGGGCACUGGGACGCUCCCCAUGCAUUGACCCCCUCCCCAAGCACCGGGCCCAGACUCCCUUUGUGCCCCCCACCCAUCUUGGGGAUUCCGCCCCCUCCCCUUUGACCCCCCCAAAGCCACGGGACCCACUGGGAACAGCACCAGGACUGGGGGGACCCCGAGCGCCAGGGGGGCACAGGGGGAUCCCCAGCACCGGGGGGGGGGUCCCAUGGGGCUCAGUCUUGUCUCCCCCCGCUAUCACGAGGGUCCCCCCCACCCCAUGCACCAGGCCCCACACAUUCAUCCCCCCCUUCACCGAGCCCCCCAAAGCGCUGGUACCCCCCCAGUCCAUGCCCCCCACUCACCUCCCCUCCCCCAUCCGUGUAGCCCCCCCCCACCCCCCCCAAUCACCAGGACCCCCCAAUCCAUGGGACCCCCCCACACUCACCAGGACCCCCCUCGGCACCCCCCGGGCCCUCCCCAUUGAUUGAACCCCCCCGAAACGCCCCCCCCGCGCCCCCCCCCGGUGGGGCCGGGCUGGCUCCACCCCCGGGGCCGCGGCUGCUCGGAGCCUUUCAAUAAACGCGGAUCGUCUUCUA
Molecule: messenger RNA, 4069 nt
Organism: Vidua chalybeata
Lineage: Eukaryota; Metazoa; Chordata; Aves; Passeriformes; Viduidae
Exons: 2
Coding region: 2236-3423 (395 amino acids)
Source: RefSeq, a predicted model, not a curated record